Lachancea meyersii CBS 8951 is the source of this 1095-nucleotide messenger RNA. The record is from the annotation of a GenBank genome assembly. NCBI's taxonomy places the organism in Eukaryota, Fungi, Ascomycota, Saccharomycetes, Saccharomycetales, Saccharomycetaceae.
AUGUCAAAACAGUCACACUCACAAGGACGAGAAUCGGGCUCUUCUCAGCUCCCUGUACAGCUCUUCAGCAGCACAUUAUCGUGGAAAUUGCACGAUUUAGCUAAAGCGAAAUACUUUUAUGCAUGGUUCUUGGCACUGGCAAUUUAUCCAGUUGUCGCUGCAAUCAUUGUGACUAGGACAAGUACGUGGUCGUCAUUGAUCACUCGGUUCGUUGUAUUCUUUAGUGCUUUUCUUGUUUUCGGGACGUUACCUUUUGCAUGUCAGGUCAAGAAAAUGACCAAAAUUCCUAAGCUGCGGUCACUGCUGGCAAAAGAGGUUGUCGAGCUGGGACCAAGAUUCACCCUUAACGACUGGGAUCUAAUCGCACGACGUGCAAACGAGUAUUUGCUCCAAGAAGGAUUGUGGCACUCUCACUUUUGCAUUUACGAUGGGGAGGAAUGUCGACGUUAUUUCAAAGGCCAAGUAUAUCUCCCAUAUGUUAGCGAAUCAUCAGAAGAUCAGAACGAGCAACUUGCCGCACGGAUCUAUGAGAAGAGCUAUGAAGGUUACUGGAAGUCGCAGGAACUGGCUAAGACUACAACCUCCGGAGAAUCAUACCAAAAUCUGCCCAAAGACAUUUUCCAUUUCUCGUUUGUAUAUGAUUUGGCCUAUGGUGCCAAGUUAGCAUUGAAGGCUCUUCCUUUUUGCAGUCUACUUUUGAUCGUCUCAGGCUUGAAGAUAGACCCACAGGGAGUAGCUAUGGCGUCGGUGCUUUCGUUUCUGCAGCUAAUAACACCUUGCUAUCUCGAUGCAAGAAGGGAGAGAAAAAUGACGAUUUCUAGCCCAGUCCAUGUAUUGACACUAUUCAAAUUGGAGCUACAAUUGGAGCCCGGUGAAAGUGCCAGUGAAUGGGAUAAAAUUGCGAAGAAAAUGAAUUGUUAUUUACGUGACAAGUGCCGUUUCCGCGGCAGAAAAGUGUUUUUUGACGGAAAGCAAUGCCAUGCCAAUUUCGAUUCAUUGCUGGCCUUAACUCUUCCGGAUGGUGGUAUUAAGAAGAGCAGGUACCCGGAACUUGUUUGUUUCGCAAAUGAAUGUAGAAGCACACCUUUCCCAUAG